AUGAGUAUGGCACUAAAGGUUCUGCUUCUACUUCUACUUCUACUUGUCUUCAGUCAUCAUGCUGAUUCUGGCUCUAUUGUCAAGUUUCUUCCUGGUUUUGAAGGCCCUCUUCCUUUUGAACUUGAAACCGGGUACAUUGGUAUUGGCGAGGACGAGAACGUGCAGUUAUUCUACUACUUUAUAAAAUCUGAGAAGAAUCCAAAAGAAGAUCCUCUUCUUUUAUGGUUAAAUGGAGGACCUGGAUGCUCUUCUCUGGAAGGCCUUCUUUUUGAAAACGGACCGGUGGCUAUGAAGGUUGAGGUUUACAAUGGAAGUCUGGUUUCUUUGGUGUCUACUGCAUAUUCAUGGACGCAGGUGGCAAACAUAAUAUACUUGGAUCAACCAGUUGGAGCAGGCUUCUCCUACUCAAGAACUUCACUUGGUAAAACUAGUGACACAAAUGAAGCUAAGAUGAUCCAUGAGUUUCUUCAAAAUUGGUUAAGCAAGCAUCCACAGUUUUUCUCCAACCCUUUUUACGCUACCGGAGAUUCUUAUUCCGGUAAGACUGUUCCGGCACUCGUUCAAGAAAUUUCACAAGGAAAUUAUAAAUGUUGCAAACCUCUCAUAAAUCUACAGGGUUAUCUGCUCGGAAACCCAGUAACAUAUCUUGAAUUUGAAGAAAACUAUCGUAUUCCAUUUUCUCAUGGAAUGUCACUAAUCUCUGAUGAACUCUACGAGUCACUGAAAAUAAACUGCAAGGGAAAUUAUGGAAAUGUGGAUCCACGUAACACAAAGUGUUUGAAACUUGUUGAAGAAUACCAUAAGUGCACUGACCAAAUAAAUUCACAACUUAUAUUAUUACCUGAUUGCGAUGACAAAAGAAAUCCAAAGAAUACAUCUCCAGAUUGCUAUUAUUAUCGUUAUUAUCUCAUUGAAUGUUUGGCCAACAACGAGAGAGUUCGCGAAGCUCUUCAUGUUAAAACGGGGACCAAAGGACAUUGGCAGCGAUGUAACUGGACUAUUCCAUACAAUCAGGAUAUUAUAAGCAGCGUACCAUAUCAUUUGAAUAUCAGCCUCAGCGGAUACCGAUCUCUUGUAUAUAGUGGUGAUCAUGACAUCUCGCUGCCAUUCCUAGCAACUCAAGCCUGGAUCAAAUCUCUGAAUUACUCCAUCAUUGAUGACUGGAGGCCUUGGAAGAUAAAAGAUCAAAUCGCUGGAUACACGAGGACCUAUUCCAAUAAAAUGACAUUUGCUACUAUCAAAGAAAGUCUUCAUGGGGGUGGACACACGGCGGAGUAUAAACCGGACGAGACAUUUAUCAUGUUCCAAAGGUGGAUCAGUGGACAUCCUUUGUAA
Eruca vesicaria subsp. sativa (arugula) is the source of this 1335-nucleotide messenger RNA. The record is from the annotation of a GenBank genome assembly. Lineage: Eukaryota; Viridiplantae; Streptophyta; Magnoliopsida; Brassicales; Brassicaceae.